Molecule: messenger RNA, 3395 nt
Organism: Theobroma umbraticum
Lineage: Eukaryota; Viridiplantae; Streptophyta; Magnoliopsida; Malvales; Malvaceae
Source: RefSeq, a predicted model, not a curated record
AUGGUCAUAGGUAUAUAUAUUAUUACUAUAUUAGGAGCAUAUGAAAACGUUCUAAUAUACAGUAAUCAAAUUGCGCAGGCAAAGUAUGUGAGCAGUGACCCGGACUAUCUAAGUUGCAAGAAGAAAGAAUGCCAGAAAUAUGGCAAUGACGGAAAAUGUGAGAUCUCAACUUGCAGUGGCUCCAUAACUUUUCAUGUUGUUAACAUCAGAACUGACAUCGAAUUCGUGUUCUUUACUGGAGGAUUUGGAACACCUUGUAUUUUGACUAGGACUGACGUCCCCCUGAAAUUUUCUAAUCCAAAUUCACCAUUGUAUGGACAUCUCUCAAGCAUGGAUUCCACUGGAACAUCGAUGAGAUUAACAUGGGUUAGCGGGGAUAAGGAACCUCAACAAGUUAAGUAUGGAGAUGGGAAAUCACAGACAUCAGAGGUUACAACAUUUUCAGCAGACGAUAUGUGCAGUUCUGUUGUCGUACCAAGUCCAGCCAAGGAUUUUGGAUGGCAUGACCCUGGUUACAUUCACACAGCGGUGAUGACAGGACUGCAGCCUUCAAGCACAUUCAACUACAAAUAUGGCAGUGAUUCAGUUGGAUGGAGUGACCAAAUUCAAUUCCGGACACCACCAGCAGGAGGAUCAGAUGAACUCAAAUUUCUUGUAUUUGGUGAUAUGGGAAAGGCUCCGCUUGAUGAUUCUGCUGAGCACUACAUUCAGCCAGGAUCUAUUUCAGUUAUAAAAGGAAUGAUUGAAGAAGUGGAAAAUGGCAAUGUCGAUUCCAUUUUUCACAUUGGAGACAUAAGCUAUGCAACUGGCUUCUUAGUUGAAUGGGAUUUCUUCCUUCACCUUAUAAGUCCUGUGGCUUCUCAAGUUACUUACUUGACAGCAAUUGGAAAUCAUGAGAGGGAUUAUGCAGACUCAGGUUCAUGGUAUCCAGGUCCAGAUUCGGGAGGGGAAUGUGGAGUUGCUUAUGAGACCUAUUUCCCAAUGCCAACCCCAGCAAAAGAUAAGCCAUGGUACUCCAUAGAACAAGGCAGUGUUCACUUCACAGUCAUUUCAACAGAACAUGACUGGAUAGAACAGUCUGAACAGUACGAAUGGAUGAAGAACGACAUGGCUUCAGUUGAUCGAUCAAAAACACCUUGGUUAAUCUUUACUGGUCACAGGCCAAUGUAUAGUUCUCUAGGAGCUGACGAUAAAUUUCUUAAAAUCGUGGAACCCGUUCUGCUGGAUAACAAGGUUGAUCUGGCCCUUUUCGGCCAUGUGCAUAAUUAUGAGAGAACUUGUUCGGUUUAUAAUUCUGAGUGUCUGGCAAUGCCAACGAAAGAUGAAAAUGGGAUAGACACGUACGAUAACAGCAACUACACUGCACCUGUGCAAGCUGUUGUUGGAAUGGCUGGCUUCAGUCUUGACAAAUUCCCAGACAAUGCUGCUAGUUGGAGCUUGUCGAGAGUUUCUGAAUUUGGCUAUGUCAGAGCACAUGCAACAAAGGAUGAGCUGAAAUUAGAGCUUGUGAAUUCGGAUACCAAAGAUAUCAAGGACAGCUUCCGCAUCACCAAAAAUCAAGUAUCAGACUUCCGUGUGCUCAACAGAAGAACUGUAUUUCAAUGUCUUAAUUCAAACCCUUUCCUCCAAAUUCAUGUCAGGAAGAAUUCUGACCUCUCCAAUGAAGAGUUUGUCACCGUGACUGUUAGCGGAGUUUUGCUUCCUUCACCAGAAGACUGGAUCGCCAUGAUCUCACCUUCUCAUUCUAAUGUCGGAGCUUGUCCUCAGAGUGAAGCUUUUUGUUUACAGACGGGUGAUAUCAGUAAACUUCCUCUUCUCUGCCAUUAUCCUGUUAAGGCAAAAUUUGUGAGCAGUGAUCCAGACUAUCUAAGCUGCAAGAAGAAAGAAUGCAAGAGACAUAGCAAAGGCAAAUGCAAGGUCACAACUUGCAGUGGCUCCGUAGCAUUUCAUGUCAUUAACAUAAGAACUGACAUCGAAUUUGUGUUCUUCACUGGUGGAUUCCAUAAGCCUUGCCUUUUGAAGAGGACCAUCCCCCUGAAGUUUUCGAGUCCGAAUGCACCAUUGUAUGGACAUCUCUCAAGCAUAGAUUCCACUGGAACAUCGAUGAGAUUAACAUGGAUCAGUGGGGAUAAGAAACCUCAACAAGUGAAGUAUGGAAAUGGAAAAUCACAGACAUCCCAGGUUGCGACCUUUUCACAGGAUGAUAUGUGCAGUUCUAUUUUGAUACCAAGUCCUGCCAAGGAUUUCGGGUGGCAUGAUCCUGGUUACAUUCACACAGUAGUGAUGACAGGACUUCAGCCUUCCAGCACCUCCUACUACAAAUAUGGAAGUGAUGCGGUUGGAUGGAGUGAUAAAAUUGAAUUCCGGACUCCACCAGCUGGAGGGUCAGAUGAACUCAAAUUUCUUGUGUAUGGUGAUAUGGGAAAGGCUCCUCUUGAUGCUUCUGCUGAGCACUUCAUACAGCCAGGAUCUCUCUCAGUGGUAAAAGCGAUGGUUGAAGAAUUGAAAAAUGGCAACGUAGACUCCAUUUUUCACAUUGGGGACAUAAGCUAUGCAACUGGCUUUCUAGUUGAAUGGGAGUUCUUCCUUCACCUUAUAAGCCCUUCGGCUUCCAAGGUUUCUUACAUGACAGCAAUUGGAAAUCAUGAGAGGGACUAUGCAGAUUCAGGGUCGUAUUACCCAGGUCCUGACUCUGGAGGAGAAUGUGGAGUUGCUUAUGAGACCUACUUCCCAAUGCCAACUGCAGCAAAGGAUAAGCCAUGGUAUGCCAUAGAACAAGGUAGUGUUCACUUCACUGUCAUUUCGACAGAACACGACUGGACAGAAAAUUCUGAGCAGUACAAUUGGAUGAAGAAGGACAUGGCUUCAGUUGAUCGAUCAAAAACACCUUGGUUGAUUUUCGCAGGGCACAGGCCAAUGUAUAGUAGUUAUCUUGUCAAAAGCACCGAUGAUAAAUUUCGAGAUGUUGUAGAACCAGUCCUGCUAGCUAACAAAGUUGAUCUGGUUCUCUUCGGCCAUGUUCAUAAUUAUGAGAGAACAUGUUCCAUUUAUAAGUCCCAAUGCCUGGCAAUGCCAAGGAAAGAUGAAAAUGGGAUAGACACAUAUGAUAAUAGUAACUACAAAGCACCAGUACAGGCUGUUGUUGGAAUGGCUGGCUUCAGUCUGGACAAAUUCUCACUCUUAGUAACAGGUUGGAGUUUGUCAAGGAUUUCUGAAUUUGGCUAUGUUAAAGCACAUGCAACAAUGGAUGAGCUAAUGGUAGAGUUUGUGAAUUCAAAUACAAGAAAGGUCCAGGACAGCUUCCGCAUCACCAAAAAGCAAAAUAGUUAGAAAAUUAGAUAACGUGAAUUAGCUGGAAGGAACUAUGGAAUUUCUGGUUCAAGUUUAAACUGAUA